UCGCACUUUCUCUUUCUCUCUUUCCCUCCUUUCUUUCCCUCUUUUCUUUUUCUCUCUCCGCAUUCUGUUACCAGCGUCGCAAAUCCUUCUCUCUCUGUGAAUUAGGGCAAAUUAGAUCUCUCUAAAGUCGAUUCCAUGAGAUUCCUUCGUUUCAAUGGCUGAUCUUCGCCAUUAGUUCAAUUUCCGAUUGGAGUCGUCUUCCUCUAGCUGCGGUUCCAGCUCCAGCAUCGUAUGGAUUCCAUUUCGACUGACAAUGGUAGACCAAGCGCCUGGCAUUUUCACAUCGCGAUCUAUUUUGCCAUCGGCUUCGUUGUGGCGAGAGUCUUUCUCGACAGAUACAUCUUCAGAUGGUUGGCCAUCAAGUUGUUGACCAAGGGUCGUGGGCGUUUAAGGAUGAAUAAGGCAACAGAAUCAAAGAUUGUAAAAUGCUCCGAAUCAAUGUGGAAGCUAACCUAUUAUGCCACCGUGGAAUUUUAUGUUCUUAAUAUUAAUUAUCUAGAGCCCUGGUUCAGAGAUAUAAAAUUAUACUUCGAUAGCUGGCCAAAUCAAGAGUUGAAGAAUCCACUUAAGAUUUUCUAUAUGUGCCAAUGUGGGUUCUACCUCUACAGCAUUGCUGCUCUUCUGAGGUGGGAGACUCGAAGGAAGGAUUUUUCAGUGAUGAUGUCUCAUCAUAUUAUUACUGUUAUCUUGAUUGGAACAUCAUAUGUGACAAGUUUUUUCAGGAUUGGCUCUAUAGUCCUUGCCCUUCAUGAUGCAAGCGACGUAUUCAUGGAAGCUGCAAAGGUUUUCAAGUACUCCGGGAGAGAAUUUUUUGCAAGUGUGUUCUUUGGAUUCUUUGCCUUUUCAUGGCUGAUGCUUCGGCUAAUUUUCUAUCCAUUUUGGGUUAUUAGAGCAUCAAGCUAUAAGAUUCGCGAUUGCUUAAACCUAGCAGAGGACUAUCCCAAGUUUCUGUACUAUCUCUUUAAUACAUUGCUCAUAAUGCUGCUCGUGUUCCAUGUAUACUGGUGGAUUCUCAUAUGUGCGAUGAUCUGUAAGCAACUGAAAAAUAGAGGAAAAGUCGGUGAGGAUAUAAGAUCAGAUUCAGAGAAUGAUGAUUAGAUGGAGAUUUUUGUCUGACAAUCUUUGAGAGUUUAUUUUGCUAUCGCUGAUGUUAGCUCUGCAGAUGCUGCUUUUGACAUGUUGGUAGAUUUCCUGGAUACGGGUUGGUCAGUACAGCCAUUUGAAGAGGGCUGAAAAUUUAGUUUCAAUUUUUCAUUGGUUACUGGGUAAAAGGAGGUAGGAAGACCAUCCAGCACAUUCUGCUUCUUCCAUUUUUUGCUGUAUAAAUUAGUGCUUCCUGUAUAAUUGUUUUCUUUCAAACAAACGUGCUUAGAUUAGUUGGAGGUUGAAAUGUUGAAUGAUAAAUAGCAACAAAAGAAUAUUAAGGAAGAAAAAAGUGAGGAAACAAAUUUUUGCCGUUAUUCUACUUCCUCGGCAUGUCCAUUGGAGCUGUAACUUUUGCAGGAACGUGCCUUAAUUGCCGUCUGGGUGCGA
Messenger RNA from Neltuma alba, 1533 nucleotides. Its product is annotated as LAG1 longevity assurance homolog 2-like. Lineage: Eukaryota; Viridiplantae; Streptophyta; Magnoliopsida; Fabales; Fabaceae. Gene Ontology annotation, molecular function: sphingosine N-acyltransferase activity. The record is from RefSeq and is a predicted model, not a curated record. Gene Ontology annotation, biological process: ceramide biosynthetic process. Gene Ontology annotation, cellular component: endoplasmic reticulum; membrane. The coding region runs from base 232 to 1098 and encodes 288 amino acids. The transcript has 6 exons.